This is a messenger RNA of Diabrotica balteata, 411 nucleotides long. Lineage: Eukaryota; Metazoa; Arthropoda; Insecta; Coleoptera; Chrysomelidae. The record is from the annotation of a GenBank genome assembly.
ACCUCUUGUUGACAUUUCAUUACGUAAGUCAAUUUUUCUAAAGUUUUCUAAUCCAUUUAAUAAAAAUGGUAUUCGAAAGGUUCUUGAAAUUCCCUAAAAUAUUUUCAGUAAAGGCUCAAGACGAUGAUGAAGAACUAGUGGAUCCACAGGAAACUUUAAGGGAGAAGUGUAGAGACACAGAACACUGCCAAAAACUAGCUGAGAAGUACCAAGCAUGUAAUGACAGAGUUAAUUCUAGAUCACGUACAACUGAAACCUGUGUUGAAGAACUUUUUGAUUUACUGCAUGCUGUAGACCAUUGUGUGACCAAAGACCUCUUCAGUAAAUUAAAAUAAGUUAAUAUUAUUUUGUAAAUUAUUGAUGUUAUGGAGUAAGUAGAUAAUUUAGAAGAAAUAAACAUUAUUACAUAGU